This is a messenger RNA of Asterias rubens (European starfish), 2011 nucleotides long. Its product is annotated as regulator of chromosome condensation-like. Gene Ontology annotation, cellular component: cytoplasm. The record is from RefSeq and is a predicted model, not a curated record. Gene Ontology annotation, molecular function: guanyl-nucleotide exchange factor activity. NCBI's taxonomy places the organism in Eukaryota, Metazoa, Echinodermata, Asteroidea, Forcipulatida, Asteriidae. The transcript is spliced from 9 exons. The coding region runs from base 108 to 1409 and encodes 433 amino acids.
GUAAAAGCAGAGCAAAGACCAGCAUAAAGUUGCAGGCCUAGAAUUUCAUCUUUGAGAGGAGAAAACUAACCAGUAGAGUGAAGCAGACACUGACAUCAAAUUUCAAGAUGCCUCCUAAAAGGAAAAUCGUUGACGACAAGAAGAAGAAUGACAAGAACACAACGUCAACAGCAAAUGAGGAUGUUACAAUUCCCAAAAAGCCAAAAGGUAAUCCACUUGUGACACAUCCAAGUCACAAAUCAAGAGAGUGCCACGUUCUAACCCUCGGACAAGGAGAUGUCGGACAGCUAGGUCUAGGUGAGGAUAUUUACGAGAGGAAGAGGCCAGCCUUAGUACCUCUUCCUGACGCUGUGAAAGGAAAGAUAGUUGAAGCGGUGGCUGGGGGAAUGCAUACAGUCUGCCUUUCAUCAACUGGCGAGGUGUUCACCUUCGGUUGCAAUGAUGAGGGUGCCCUAGGUCGCGACACGAGUGAGGAGGGGUCAGAGUUCAGUGUUGGUAAAGUAGACCUGUCAGAGAAGAUCGUGCAGGUCAGCUGCGGCGAUUCUCACACGGCCGCGUUGACGGAGGACGGCAGGGCUUACAUAUGGGGAACCUUCAGGGAUGCCAAUGGUCCAUUUGGUUUGACGUCCAAGGGUAUGGAGAAACUUCCGCACCGACUCCCUCUUCAGAAAACAGUGGUGCAGAUCUCAUCAGGCAAUGACCAUGUGUGUAUGUUAACGGAGAAUGGUGAGAUUUAUUCAGUUGGCUGCGGGGAGCAGGGACAGCUUGGAAGGAUAGCAGAGAUCUUCUCUCUGCGUGGAGGCAGGAAAGGAACAAGCAUUCUUCUUGAGCCCGCCUUCGUUCAUUGUCGGAGAAUUCGUGGUCAGGGCAAGGUUCUUUUUGAUAAUGUUUGGUGCACGCCCUACGGCACGUUGGCAAGUAGGAGAGGAGGCGGAGUCUAUGGGUGGGGACUGAAUAACUACCAUCAACUAGGAUUUGAGGACACUCGCAGUCGCUUCAUGCCAGAACAGGUGGAGUCUUUCUCUCAUCUUACAGUUAAAGACAUCCGAGGGGGUCAACAUCACACAGCUUUACUAGACAACAAAGGAAAGGUCUACACCCUUGGAAGGACGGACUACGGGAGGUUGGGUCUGGGAGAUGGUUCCAAGGAGACUUAUAAACCCACGCAAGUCUCGGCACUAGACAGUGAAGAAGUUUUAUCACUAGGAAGCGGCUCCAGUAUGAGCAACUGUGCCACGAAAAGUGGCUUUUUGUACUCCUGGGGGAUGGGAAGCAAUCAUCAGCUUGGCACUGGUGAAGAAGACGACGAAGUCACCCCAGUCAAGAUAAUAAGUAAACAACUAGAAUCCAGGAAAGUGUUCUCGGCGUCUGGGGGAGGACAACAUUGUGUCAUUCUGGCCUGUGACUAAUAAAAGGUAGAAGAGAUUUUGUUUGUAAAUUGUUAUUUAGAAAGUCCCUCCUGGAAAAGGAAUGGCUUCUGAUUCACAACUGCACACACCCCAUUACAAAAAUGCAUGCCUCAGGUUGGCUAUUAGAUUUCCAGGGGAGUUGCACCGUUUACUGAUCAGAUGGUUCAGAAUCUUCCUGUUGGACAGAAUUGUGAAGACGCUAAAUGUUACUUGAAGAUCAAAAGUGUCUCUUGAAACUCGGACAUGAUUGGAAUGAUCUAACUGACUGUUCUCCACGACAUCAUCGCAGCAAGAAUAGCAAAAGAAGAAGAACUAUCUGAAGGGGUUUGUGCUGUUGCACGAAGGCUUAAAAACAGUGCAUUUGGAGCUAUUCAUUACCUCAUAUUUAACAACAAUUUAUCUGCCAAGGGAACCAUCCACAAACAGUUAUAGAUUACAAUACAUUUUGGUUGGUAACCUGAAGGUUACUCUGUGAAACAAAGUUGUGAGUUCAGUUCAGCAACUCUAUAAAACAGUCUCCAGAAAUCAAGAGUUACUUUUUUAAUAAUUAUUUCAUAUUUUUACGUAAAAUUAAAGGAACACGUUGCCUUGGAUCGGACGAG